CCCCUCCCCGCCCUCUGCUGCUCCGGCCCCUUGCCUCGGGAUCCGUGCCGACGUCCGGCACGUUCGAGCUGGCCCUCCCCGCCUCCCCGCCACGAUGGAUGAUUCUCUGCUCUCCGGCAGCGAGCUUGUCCUGCUCAUCAUCGCCCUGGUGGUCGCCGGCCUCAUUUCCUGCUGCCGGUACAUGUGCUCUCGUAAAUCCAAGAAGGCCGACAGCCUGCGUUCUUACCUGAAGGAGCUCAAAAAGUUCGGCGAGCCCAAGUACAAGUAUAAUAAGGACUUCGAGACGGUCGGCUCCUUCUCUUUCACCUACGACGAUACGUCGAUCUUCGUGCCCGGGCGCAAGUUCUAUGACUCCAAGUUGUACACCCGCUCCAGCUCGGACUAUGUCUUCCUGCGCAUCCACCGAAUUCACACCGGGGACAAUGCCUUCGCCUGCAAAAACUUCCGGCGCGAGAUGACCAUUGCCCAGCAGCUCCGAGACAGCCCCCGGUUCAUGCGGGUGCUCGGCUUCUCCAGCCCCGUCCCGAUGGUCAUCUACGAGUAUCUGCCCAUGACUCUGGCGGCCUUUGUCGCCUCGCCCGGGGUGCUGCCCUUCUUCGACGCCUUCUGCCUUUUCCGCGAUGUCUGCAUGGCGCUCUUCGAGAUCAACCGCAUGGGGCACUGCUUUGGCGCCCUGUCCGAUGAGUUCGUCUGGAUCAAGCCCGCGCCGGCGGGGUCUCCCUCCCCCUGGAUGGCGGUGCUGGGAAGCUUCCACCUGGCCAUGGAUGCCAAGACUUCCAUGCUGGCAAGCCACAUCCUGUCCGACUGCCCGCGGCUCUUCAUCGCUCCCGAGGUCCACGCCGCGGCCGAGGCCGGGUUCAAUGUCUCCGGCAAGGACUUCUUCUAUUCGGACAUCUUUUCCCUGGGCACGGUUGGCGCCACCCUCCUCCAGCGCUCGGUCCCAUUCCACGACUCUUCCCUGGAGGUGGCGACCGCCAGCAUCAAGAGCAGCAUCGAAAUCGUGUUCCCCCUGCCGGAGGCCGAGGCACACAUGCACAUCCCGCAUGGGUUCCUGGCGGAGCUGCUCAACAAGUGCCGACUGGCCGAUCCCAAUCUCCGGCCGGACCUGAUGACCGUGCUGACCGAGGUGGCACGCAUUUUCGCCACUCCCCCCUUGGACCGCCUGUCGCCCGAGGACUUCCGCCAGGCGCCCGACGGCAGCCUAUUCUCCGUGGUCAUUGAGAGUUACCACCGCGAGCCGGUGGUCAGCCUGGCUCCCACCCCCGAGAAGCCCGAUGACAUGGUCGACUCGCCGGGGCUGUCGCGGGUCACCUUUGCCGAUCCUCCCCACGACGAGCACCAUGGUCUGCCGUAUGACCCGGAGGCCUACCCCAUGGGCGAGGUGGUACACUCCCCUUCCGGACCCGGGCCCAAUGCCUACAUCCCCAUGCCGACCGUGCCCGGGGGAUCGGCCCCCGCCUUUGCUCCUUACCCGCCGCCCGGUGGCGCGGCGCCCUACCCGCCUGCCGGUGGCGCGGCGCCCUACCCGCCGGCCGGUGGUGCCGCGCCCUAUUCGCCACCUGGUGAUGCCGCGCCCUACCCGGCGCCCGGUGGUGCCGCGCCCUACCCGGCGCCCGGUGGUGCCGCGCCCUACUCGCCUCCAUCCACAGAUGCGAGCUCCUCUCCGCCACCCUCUGCCGAUGGGCCCUCCUCUCCGCCGCCCCCCGAGAACAUCACCUACCCGCCGCCCGACGACAGCGGUUCCCCUCCGGGCGAUGCCCCCCACUCGCCCCACUGA
This is a messenger RNA of Fonticula alba, 1777 nucleotides long. Its product is annotated as serine/threonine protein kinase. The transcript has 9 exons. The record is from RefSeq and is a predicted model, not a curated record. Lineage: Eukaryota; Rotosphaerida; Fonticulaceae. Bases 95 to 1777 code for a protein of 560 amino acids. Gene Ontology annotation, molecular function: ATP binding; protein kinase activity. Gene Ontology annotation, biological process: protein phosphorylation.